Molecule: messenger RNA, 1958 nt
Organism: Galeopterus variegatus (Sunda flying lemur)
Lineage: Eukaryota; Metazoa; Chordata; Mammalia; Dermoptera; Cynocephalidae
Gene: SHFL
Product: chromosome unknown open reading frame, human C19orf66
Exons: 8
Coding region: 297-1175 (292 amino acids)
Biological process (GO): viral translational frameshifting; innate immune response
Molecular function (GO): ribosome binding; sequence-specific mRNA binding
Source: RefSeq, a predicted model, not a curated record
AGAGGCCGCGCCGCCUCCCCCGCCCGAGGUCUGCGCGCUCCGCCGCAGGGUGCAGACCCCGGGCGCCCGCCUGGGUUUGGGGCGCAGGAGCAGAGGCGGAGCCGGGGCGGAGCCAGCGCUCCCCGGUCCCCCCCGAAUCGAAAGCGAAAGGGGCCGGGGAGGAAGGGCGGAGCUGGCCGCCAGGCGCCGCCCCCUGCCCUGCGCGGCUGCUGGACCGACGGGCGCGCCCAGGUAGGGGGCGGCUGAGCCGCGCAGUGCGGACCCCCGCGGGGACCUGCGUCGCCACCGCCGUCACCAUGUCUCAGGAAGGUGUGGAGCUGGAGAAGAGCAUCCGGCGCCUCCGGGAGAAGUUUCAUGGGAAGGUGUCCUCCAAGAAGGCGGGGGCUCUGAUGAGGAAAUUCGACAGCGACCACACCGGAGUGGGUCGCUCCAUCGUGUACGGAGUAAAGCAGAGAGAUGGACAGGAACUGAGUAACGACCUGGAUGCCCAGGACCCUCCAGAGGACAUGAAGCAGGACCAGGACAUCCAGGCAGUGGCGACCUCCCUCCUGCCGCUGACGGAAGCCAACCUACGCAUGUUCCAGCGUGCCCAGGACGACCUUAUCCCUGCCGUUGACCGGCAGUUCGCCUGCUCCUCUUGUGACCAUGUCUGGUGGCGCCGUGUGCCCCAGCGGAAGGAGGUAUCCCGGUGCCGGAAAUGCCGGAAGCGCUACGAGCCGGUGCCAGCCGACAAGAUGUGGGGUCUGGCUGAGUUCCACUGCCCGAAGUGUCGGCACAACUUCCGGGGCUGGGCACAGAUGGGGUCCCCGUCCCCCUGCUACGGGUGCGGCUUCCCCGUGUAUCCAACACGGAUACUGCCCCCGCGCUGGGACCGGGACACGGAUCGCCGCAGCACCCACACCCACUCCUGCUCAGCAGCAGACUGCUACAACCGCAGAGAGCCCCAUGUGCCUGGGACAUCCUGCGCACACCCCAAGAGCCGGAAGCAGAACCACCUGCCCAAAGUCCUCCAUCCCAGCAACCCCCACAUCAGCAGUGGCUCCACGGUGGCCACUUGCCUGAGCCAGGGCGGCCUCCUGGAAGAACUGGACAACCUCAUCCUGGAGGACCUGAAGGAGGAGGAGGAGGAGGAGGAGGAGGAGGAGGAGGAAGAGGAGGGCGGGCACAGGGAGUGACCCCUGCCAGGUGCACAUACAAACCAGACACGGUCUGUGGCUACUUUGUGUUGUUAUAAAAUAAGAGCUCAAACCAAGAUAUAAAUGCCCUUGGGGAGCCAUCUGGGUCGGAGAUAUUGGCUGGGGGUGGGGGUGAGAUUCCUGGGUCCCAUUUUCGGGGCCCUGGGGAGCAGAUCGACAGUGGGAAGGUCUGCGGGACAUGAGCCAUCAAGGAGGUGUGGCCAGGACAACUUGGGCUCCAGGUGAAAAGCAUGCUCUGGAGCCUGGGGGACAGAUGGACAGAUAGUCACAGCCUCAGGGGCCGGAUCAACAUAGCAGCCUUCUUGAGAGAGUAGGCCCCACCACGAAACUCAGCCCAGUAGACACCAUCUUGGUAGCGGCUGCGGUAGUGGCCACCACGGUGCCAUAUGCCAUUGAGGUUGGAGUGGGCACAGGCAUGGUACCACCAGCCUCCCCGCUGGUACAGGGCGCAGUUACCUGAUGGGAGAGAGAGUCCAUGUCUUCUCACCAGAAUAAAAGGCUCUGCUAGCACCUCACAGUGCAAGGCUUUUGCAAGGCAUCCCCUGAGUCUCCCCAUUCUCAUUGAAUACAAGCCGUGAUCCUCCAUUUCCUCACCAAAAUAGAAGCCCUGGCCUCUCACUUUCUUCUUUGGAGUAAUACCCUUAAUUCCUUCCCUAUCUCCUUGCCAAAGUACAAGUAAAACCCUUCUCACCCUUUCUGAAAACUGGGAGUCUGCUGCUCAUUAUUUCAUCCAGGAAAAAAAAAAUCUCAAUUUCCUUUCCA